Bufo gargarizans (Asiatic toad) is the source of this 1733-nucleotide messenger RNA. RefSeq names its product centromere protein N (gene CENPN). The transcript has 11 exons. The record is from RefSeq and is a predicted model, not a curated record. Lineage: Eukaryota; Metazoa; Chordata; Amphibia; Anura; Bufonidae. Gene Ontology annotation, biological process: chromosome segregation; CENP-A containing chromatin assembly. The coding region runs from base 46 to 1131 and encodes 361 amino acids.
GCCGGAGUAUGAUUGGUCCGUUUGAAGACACGGGUUGUUAGCGCCAUGGCUCCGACGGCCGGGAGCGGCAAGAAACCGAAGCGGCAAAGCAUUUCUACUAUGGACGAAUGGAUUGCCGAGUUUAUAAAACGGAUAGUUUCUCGAAUGCGUUUUGCUGAAGUCAUGCCUGUGCUGAAGACAUGGGGGGUUUUAGCAGAGAAGGAUCUCCAGCCGCUGAUUCUGCUGAGGUCGAAGGACAUUCUAGCGAUGGAAGUUGUCAGUCUCUGUGAGAGUAAAAAGGCCACAAUGGAUCAUGCCGCAGAUCUGGAUAUUAUCUAUUACCAUUCUAACUCAAAAAAGAAAUCUUGGGAGGUGUAUCAGAUGUCUAAGCCAUCAGAUUCAGACAAAAGUCUUGACGAUGUCUCGAAAUUCAGAGUGCAAUUCAAAAAGGGCAUCCAUUCAGUUCUUAAAAAUGUAACCAUACACUUCAGAGAGUUUGAAGGCUCCUUGUGGAUCCGAAUUGCUUGGGGGAGGGAUUGCAUGAAGCCUAAUCAGUACAGGCCAACCUUCGUGGUGUACCAGACCCAGGCUCCAUACGCCUUUAUCACAGGCUGCGCAAAAUCCCAGUGGCCGGUGCUUUCUCAGGGCCUUUUAUUGGCUACAGGAUACAGGCAGAUCCAGGAGAUGGAACUGAAAAGCCGCUGCUUGAAAUCCCUUCAGGACAUAGUAUUCAAGAGAUUUAGUCAGCCGUUUCAAUCGUAUCAGUCAAAAUCAAUUCCAGAAAAAAGCUACAAAACUCCUGCAAUAGUGGAUUCAAGAGUAGCUUAUGAAAAUAAUAAGGAAAGGGAGCGGAUACGUCAGGUGACCUUUGAAACAUUUGGCGAUGGCCCUCUUCCAAAGCUGGAAUAUGCGUCAUAUAAGCUGGAGACCUCAUUCAAUGGGGGAGCUGGUAUUGCCAAUAAAAUCGAACCCUUCCGGUGUCUUGUCAAGUUCACCAGUCCUCAUCUUCUGGAAUCCCUCCGAAGCCUUGCCCCAUCAGGACUAGCGGAAGCUCCUAUUUCAAGCUUAUUGUCAUGUAUACCCCAUAGAGGCAGGAAUGUAUUUAAGAUCUCGGAGAAGAAGCAGCCAGGUAGCAGCCAACCUGUCAGUUAAUGACUUCUCCAUAUCCACGGCUGGGUCCGGAGUGUGUACACUUCCCUCCACGUCUCUACUCUGCUGAGCACCUUACAGACAACACGUUAGCGCUGAAACGCCUGUGACCGGAGAGUCAUCUGUGGUCGUCCUCCCUUGAUCUCUGACCCCCCUCGUGCCCCACGCCCCAGAUGCUUCCCUUGACUGAGAGGAAUUGGAUGGGUCGCCAGGGGGGAUUUCUAGCAUGCUGAAAAGCUCCCUGCGAGAUAUGAAGUACCGCUGAUAACCAGAACUGGCCGCACAUAGUGACCGUGAAUAGACUGGAAAUUAUGUAUAUAGGAAAACAAUGCGGUUUCAGGGCGACCUCCUGCCGCUUGUGUUUACUGCCAUUUUAAUGUAUAUAUUUGGCAUUAAAUGAAACUAUUUUCUAGCCACUCCUGCAGCGCAGACGCCAUCUUUAUUUUUAUUUUUUCCUGUGAGAUCCUCUUGAUUCUUUUUGUAGGCAGAUUUUAUUUUGCAAGGCAUUUGAUGUAGUAUUGACGCACUCUGUUCACACUAGCCUCAUGUGCACUUGGCAGCUGAAGGCAUCUGUGUUGGUCCCAUGUUCAUAUGUGCCCACAUUG